Messenger RNA from Spodoptera exigua (beet armyworm), 1888 nucleotides. The record is from the annotation of a GenBank genome assembly. NCBI's taxonomy places the organism in Eukaryota, Metazoa, Arthropoda, Insecta, Lepidoptera, Noctuidae.
GAAUAUUCAAGACAUGGGUCAUUUAUUCUGUCAAGAUCAAAUUGUCGCGUCAAACGUCAAAUCAAAUGUCGUCAAAAGUUCGAAGGUUCGAUUCAUGAUUUGCAAUAAUUCGUAUUAAUUGACCGAUAAAAUAAUAAUCUAAAUACCAAGUGGACGAUGAUUUCAUGAAUUAAAAUAUUAGCUUAGUCUCGAUCCCGUUUCAAUUCAUUAUUUAAUUUAUUUUACUGACGCAAUCCGUCGUAGACUCACGCACGUAAACCGUUGUGUAUUUUUAUUUGUUUUUUUUUGUUAUUAAAUUAUUUUUUAAUAAAUUUUGUGAGGUGUAGUUCUUGUUUUGUAUGCCUGUUUUUUGUUGUUUUUAUUGUUUUUAAUAACUAACUAUGGUAGAAUUCCAAGGACUGUUGAUAUGUGUGCCUCUUUAUACUGCUGGGGUGCUAAUACUAGGUGCCUCGCUGUCUGCAAGUCUAUUUGUGUUCCAUGUAGCUGUGGUACCUCUUAUCUUCAAAUAUUCAAAGGGCUUUAGAAGAAAUCUAGUAUUUGCUAAUUUUGUACAAUGGCCUCCGAACACGGAUUUCGAGGAGCCGACGUCAGCUGGUAUCGAGGGGGCGCGAAACCUUAGCAUAGAGUACCAGUCCAAAGUAGACAAAUGCAAUGUCAAAAUUGGUAUCUGGCACAUCCUCCCGAAGACGGCGUACGAGAGGCUGAAAGGUAACUUUGAGAGUACCACGGACCGGGAGGAGCUGAACAAAAUACUUGAUGACGAGCUCACUAAGUCCAAGAAUCCUGUCGUACUCUACUGUCAUGGCAACUCGAACUCCCGAGCAGCCACGCACAGGAUACAGCUGUACAAGUUCUUCCAGAAAAUGGAAUUCCACACAAUCGCCUUUGAUUAUAGAGGUUACGGUGACUCCACAAACCUUCGUCCGACGGAGGCGGGCGUGGUGGAAGAUUCCCUCGUGGUAUACGAGUGGUUGCUCAGUACACUUGGUGGCAACGGCAAGCUCUUUGUCUGGGGACAUUCGCUAGGUACAGCAAUAUCAUCCCAUCUACUGGGCAAUUUAAGAGAACUAUCAGUUACCUUACUAGACAGAUCUACCCCCCUACCGUUGCCCCGAGGCCUUAUAUUGGAAGCUCCAUUCAAUAACCUGGCUGAUGAAGUCGCCAAGCAUCCAUUGUCGAAGCUGGUGACUUGGCUCCCAUACUACGAGUGGACCUUCGUAGACCCGUUCCGGAGUAAUGACGAACAAACAUUCAAGUCUGAUGAAUAUUUAGUCAAAGUGAGGUCUUUACCCAUCCUCAUACUGCAUGCUAAGGAUGAUGUUAUCGUGCCCUUCGUGGUUGGAUUGAGAUUAUACAGAUCGGUAUUACAAUCCCGAGGUAAAGACGACGCAAUGAUAAAGUUACAUGCGUAUGAAAAGAAGGAGGAUCUAGGCCACAAGUGGAUCUGCCACGCUGCUGACCUACCUGAUGUUGUGGGGGAAUUCGUGACUCAACACAUACAAUGAUUUGAAACAACAUCAAGUGAUGGUGUAUUUCUUCAAUUCUAAAAAUCAUGAUAUACGUUAAUGAUAUAAAUAGCAUCGCGCUCGUUUCUCUGAAAGAAUAGAUAGCAGUGAAAAAUAUACUCAAUUCUCUUGAAAAAUACUCUCUAGUCUGCUUUUUACUUCAGGGUAAAGUGGCGUGAUGGUAUGGAUGUACUUAGACCCUAUAAUCAUGUUCCUAAUAUAAUAUUCAAAGUAUGUAAGUUUUUCCGUAUAUGUACCAAUUGAAAUUGAAUUUUAAAAGUAUGUAAAUAAGAAAUAAAGUCUAAAGAAUUGUCAACGAAAGUCUAAAGUCUGGAUUUGUGCCUAAGUAAGCUUAGCAGUAAUAAAAUUGAUAAUAGCUAACC